UAGCCUCGCCCCCCUCGCUCCUUAACGUAUCUAUUUAGUAUUUAUGUUCUUCUUCCUCAUCUCAGCUCUCUCUAUUCCAUAGUAACUUUCCACCGUGCUAGCUAGCUAAGCACAGCUACCGGUAGGACCCAAGCAAUCAAGAAAGAAAGAUGGACCCCUUUGGAGUCGUCACAACGCCCAUGGCCAUUGCCAUUACUCUGGCAUUGGCCAUUCGUGCUCACCGAAAGAAGAACCUGACACCGUCGGGUGCCGUCGCGGGAAGUGCCGUUGGAUUUUUGAUUGUGGGCACGGGGCUCCGAGGCAUGGUCCUCUUUUUCUUUUACCAAAUUGGUAGUAUGGCCACGAAAUACAACAAACUCGCAAAAGAACAAAAAGAUGCGACAUUGGCAGGACAUGCCGCCCGAGGAGUGCCCCAAGUGUUGGCCGUGAGCAUCACACCCGUCGCACUGUCGUUGAUGCAUGCUCUAUGGUGUGGCGCCGAACAGCCCAUUGUCUUUCAUCAUGACAAUGACAACAACAAUCUCGCCGCAUCCUUGACCUGUGGUAUUUUGGCACAUCAUGCUACGUGUCUCGCGGAUACACUGGCAAGUGAACUGGGGAUUCUUUCGAAGACCACUCCAAUCCUCAUUACCAAUCCUUGGCGACGUGUUCCCGCUGGGACGAAUGGGGGCAUUACGGUCUUGGGAACGUUUUGGAGUUUGGCCGGCGGGGCCGUCAUUGGACUGUUGACCGUGCUCAUGGAUUUCUUGAGUGGGAUCUUUGUGCCGUCCAAUGUUCUUCCCAUGAUUCUACUCGGGGCAGUUUCUGGGGUGGUGGGAUCCCUGGCAGAUUCCUUGCUGGGAGCAACCCUCCAAAGUUCCUACUACGAUUCGGAUAAGAAAAUGACGUAUCACGCCAAUAGCGAGGACCUCCCUGCUACAGCCGAGUUGCUCUCUGGGAUCAAUCUAUUGACCAAUGAACAAGUCAACUUUGUCAGUAGUUUGAUCACCACAGCUAUUGGUGGAUGGGUGCUGGGGCCGUUGGUCUUUGCGUUGACGUAAUGUAUGAAGUGGCAAUGAUGAGACUUGGGCAUCACAAAUUUGGCACACAACCUACAAAGAAAUUGCUUUGAAGCUGAUAAACUGCGCGACUGCUUCGAAAACAGCAUUGAGCAGAUAGAUUGUUUCUAUUGGAAUCGCUCGAAUGAUUCAAUCAGAGAGAGGCUCCGUGGACAACGAAUCAUGAAUAGAAUGGAAUCGCAUCGAAUGAAUUGAGGUCCUCCAUCUGGUCGGUUUCGCUCCAUGAGGUAUCCGGUAUUCGGUGGGACAAACAAUUGCUCGUUUAAAAAUAAAAAGUGGACCGUCGAAGAAGUGGCGUGCACAUGCACCAUACCUUCUGCAGCGUUGGCUAGCUUCUACCGCUGCGUUCGAGGUGACCUUUCGAUUGUAACGAGCACUAUCUUUACUCCGGAAUGCGAAAGAAUCGAUGGGCUGUACAAAUUAUUCAGUAGUGUGUUCUUCUCUAUAGAAUCAUUAUUAUGUAUAUUAAAAA
Messenger RNA from Seminavis robusta, 1530 nucleotides. Lineage: Eukaryota; Bacillariophyta; Bacillariophyceae; Naviculales; Naviculaceae. The record is from the annotation of a GenBank genome assembly.